AUAAACUCAGCUACCAGAGUGGGUGUCGCAUUUAAUGUACCACUACCACCUCUACCUCACCUUCUUUCUAUGCAUACAUAUAUACGAAAUUAUUAAAUUAAGAUUAGGAGCGUACCCAGAGGGUGCUUUCCCAUGCCCAUGCCAUGUGUUAUUUCGUCUGCAUGCGCCUAACUUCACUCUUCUUUCUCACCCACCCCCAUUUCAUUUCUUCGUAAGAGAAAAAAAAAAAAAGAAAGGAGAUGGAAGGCAUCACCGCCAGCGUGUGCAGGGGCGUGAAGGAGUAUUGGAGGAGGAAGGGGUACAAGAGGCUAAACGGGUCGGGCCGGAGGAGAAGGAACCGGGUGGAGCUUGGGAGCACCCGAACCGGGAAGGGUCGGUUCUGGAGGUGGAGGAUCAGACUCGCACCCAAGAUCCGAAUCAGGAAAAUCCCAUCGCCGAAGAAGAUGGUGCUGUGGGUUCGGGACGCGUACGUGAGGAUGAUGCUGGGCCUGGCCAACUCGCGGAUCAUGACUGUGAGCGCCUCAGCUUCGGGCUUCGGUGGGACCCUCGCAGGUGCGGACACGUCCUUCGCUGGGUUCGGGCGGGCCCCUCCCAAGGAGUACGACGAGAAGACCAUCAUCCAGAUCUACAAGUCCCUCCUCAUGGCGCAUGGUGGUCCAUUAGUUCCUCGUGACGCCGCCGCAACACAAAUCCGGUGACCCUAACGGUAACGGUAAUGCGCCAACCCGUCAAAGCACCCUUUUUUCUUAUCAAUUGUUCAAUACCUUCUUACAGUUACUUCCCUCGAUCGACCAUGUUAAUUUCUUUCUGUCAUUCUAUAUUUUGUGAUGAGGGUUUAAUUACUUUUUAACGUGAUUCUAUCAACUCGAUAGAUUCGUCUUUUCUCACCGCCCCUAUUCCUAAACUACAUGUCAACGUCACCGGAUUAUACACAGACGCGAAAUUGUAUUAUUAUCUAUGAAGUAAGGACACUCCAAUUUCUUAUCGUGUCCGGUUAUUACGUUCUAUAUUUUAAAUAUUAUAGAUGUUCACGUGUUUA
This is a messenger RNA of Glycine soja, 1039 nucleotides long. RefSeq lists its product as uncharacterized. The record is from RefSeq and is a predicted model, not a curated record. Lineage: Eukaryota; Viridiplantae; Streptophyta; Magnoliopsida; Fabales; Fabaceae. The transcript has a single exon. Bases 240 to 698 code for a protein of 152 amino acids.